AUGUCUCAGUCUUUCGAAGACGAAAUCGCAGCCCUAACACAAAGGGUGCAAUCAGACCCCGAAUUGCUCAACCCAGAAUCGCGAAUCAAAGCUUUAAAAGCCGCAAGAGACCUUAUACACGCAAUAACUCCCCCACCAGAGACUGCUAUCCAGGAUGUAGUUUUAAGCCCGGUUCUCCUCAUGGCUAUACGCGUGGGAGUUGACCUUGACGUGUUUCAAGCUAUCUGCGAUGGCCAGGGCGAGGGAGUGACUACUGACACUAUUGCCGAGAAGACAGGGGCAAGUUUUCUUCUGGUUGCCCUCUCCUUUGACCGCAAUUAUGGCAAACCGUCAUUCAGCGCGAUGACACGGGCAUGCUUCGAUAUUGGGAAUUAUACUACAACUUGCGCCCCAGAGUAUUUCCGGCAGAACAAGCACGCAUUCUUCUCUUCCCCAACAGAGACCCCCUUCCAGCUUGCCAAGGGCACGUCGCUCGACUACUUCGCCUGGUUAGCAGAGAACCCGUUAUUAGCAACAGACUUUCAGGCCUGGAUGACGGUAAAGCAGCAAGCAUCGCCAAGUUGGGUGGACUGGUUUGAUGUAGAGGGUCUGAUUCUAGACGGGUUCCAAGAACACAACGCACAGGGAUCAUCAUCCAGCGAUGGUGAAACGGAGGGGGAGCAGGCAGAGCCCGUCUUAAUCGUCGACAUUGGCGGCGGACAGGGCCAUUACCUGCAUGCAUUCAACCGCAGGUUCCCUCAUGCACCCGGCCAGCGGAUUCUCCAAGACCUCCCGCAUACAAUUGACGCUGUUUCCGAUAUCCCAGACAAGACCAAACUCAUGGCAUAUGAUUUCUUCACUGCCCAACCUGUUAAAGGAGCAAGAACGUACUAUCUCCACUGGAUCCUGCACGAUUGGGCCGAUCCGCAGGCCCGCACUAUCCUCUCAAACAUCAGCGCAGCCAUGAAACCUGGCUACUCGAGACUGGUCAUCAAUGAGUCGAUUGACCCUGAUAAGGGCUGUGAUUUCGCCACGGCUUGUAUUAGCGCGAUGAUGAUGCUUCAGGUAGGGGCGAGAGAACGCACAGAGGGGCAGUGGAGAAAGCUAUUGCCGGAGGUGGGGUUGACUGAAGUGCGCUGUUAUCAAUCGCCUGCUGGAUCGGCGGGUGAGGGGAUCAUUUUUGUUACAAAGUAG
This is a messenger RNA of Aspergillus saccharolyticus JOP 1030-1, 1173 nucleotides long. Its product is annotated as S-adenosyl-L-methionine-dependent methyltransferase. Gene Ontology annotation, molecular function: O-methyltransferase activity. The transcript has 4 exons. Bases 1 to 1173 code for a protein of 390 amino acids. Lineage: Eukaryota; Fungi; Ascomycota; Eurotiomycetes; Eurotiales; Aspergillaceae. The record is from RefSeq and is a predicted model, not a curated record.